Molecule: messenger RNA, 1114 nt
Organism: Nestor notabilis (Kea)
Lineage: Eukaryota; Metazoa; Chordata; Aves; Psittaciformes; Psittacidae
Gene: C1GALT1
Product: core 1 synthase, glycoprotein-N-acetylgalactosamine 3-beta-galactosyltransferase 1
Exons: 3
Coding region: 14-1114 (366 amino acids)
Cellular component (GO): membrane
Molecular function (GO): N-acetylgalactosaminide beta-1,3-galactosyltransferase activity
Source: RefSeq, a predicted model, not a curated record
UUACCUUCAGGAAAUGGCCUCUUCUAAGUCUUUGAUGAACCUUCUAACCUUCACUUUUGGAUCAGCAAUAGGAUUUUUUGUAUGCUAUCUUCUGUUUAGCAUUAUACUAGAAGAACAAGUGAAGAUCCAGCCUCAUGUCCUUCACAAUGAUCCGCAUGGUCAGCAUUCAUCAGAUACCGAUAACAAUCAGCUGCAAGGACAAAUGAAUUUCAAUGCAGACUUUGGACAGCAUAAAGAUGAGAAUAAAAAUAUUGCAGAGGGACUGUAUCAGAAGGUGAAAAUACUGUGUUGGGUCAUGACUGGACCUCAAAAUCUAGAAAAGAAAGCCAAGCAUGUUAAGGCAACUUGGGCCCAACGUUGUAAUAAAAUACUUUUUAUGAGCUCCGAGGAGAACAAAGACUUCCCAACUGUGGGUCUAGAAACCAAAGAAGGCAGAGACCAACUGUACUGGAAGACUAUUAAAGCUUUUCAGUAUGUGCAUGACCAUUAUUUUGAUGAUGCUGAUUGGUUUAUGAAGGCAGAUGAUGAUACAUAUGUUAUAUUGGACAAUUUGAGAUGGCUUCUUUCAAAAUACAGUCCUGAACAACCAAUAUACUUUGGAAGAAGGUUUAAGCCUUAUGUGAAACAGGGCUACAUGAGUGGAGGAGCAGGUUAUGUUCUGAGCAAAGAAGCUCUGAAGAGAUUUGUUGCUGCAUUUAAAACAAACAAAUGCUCUCAUAGUUCCUCAAUUGAAGACCUUGCACUAGGAAAAUGCAUGGAGAUCAUUAAUGUGGAAGCAGGAGAUUCUAGGGAUACAAGUGGUAGAGAAACAUUUCAUCCCUUUGUUCCAGAACAUCACUUAGUCAGAGGAUACCUGCCAAAAACAUUCUGGUACUGGAAUUACAAUUAUUAUCCUGCUGUAGAGGGUCCUGGAUGCUGCUCCGAUCUGGCAGUUUCAUUCCACUAUGUUGAUUCCAUGACUAUGUAUCAGUUGGAAUAUUUGAUUUAUCAUCUCCGUCCGUAUGGGUAUUCGUAUCGGUACAAUCCUGAUGCAGUAAACAAUCCAGAAGAGCAGAGCAAAAAUGAAGCACUGCAGGAUAAUCAGAAGCUAAAGCAAAAAGUUACUGAGAGUUAA